AUUCUACACCCCAUAUCCACAACAUAAAAACGAUGAAAAUGAUUAUAAAAAGAAAUAUGAAUUAUUAAAAAAUGAACACAAGAAAUUAAAACAUUCCUUUAAUCAAUUGAAAGAAAAAUGUAUUAAAUACGAAACCUUUAUAGAUUCCAUUAUCGAAUUUAUUAAGAAUGAAAAUUUAUCAAAAUCUAAUCAACUCAACAUCCCAAUAAACGAUGAAUUUUCAACUACUAAAGAUAAUUAUACAUCCAGCGAUGAGGAUCUCUUUACCGUCGAAAACGAACCUAUAUUUGACAGCAAUAAGCAAAAUAAAUCUGACCUCGAUGGUUAUAAUCAACAAAACGAAAUUGAUAAUUUCAUCGAAAAUAGUCAAAUUAUUCAAACCAAAUUCUCAAUCGAAAAUGAACACCAAACCUUUAAUCAAUUUAAUAAUUCAACAAACAAAUCUUUUAUCGAUGAAUAUAUGACAAAUAAUCUCUUUACUAUCGAAAACGGACUGGGAUUCAACAUCGAUAAUCAACAAAAUGAAAUUAAUAAUUUUAUUGAGA
Molecule: messenger RNA, 545 nt
Organism: Acaulospora morrowiae
Lineage: Eukaryota; Fungi; Glomeromycota; Glomeromycetes; Diversisporales; Acaulosporaceae
Source: the annotation of a GenBank genome assembly